AUGUCACCCCACCUCAAGCAAUUCAUCAAGCCUGGGACCCUCGCUAUGGACGCAUGGCAGAAUGUGCCGCCCAACAAAGAGCAAGAGAAGGUGGAUGAUACAAUCGCCCGUGGCUGGAGAAUGCAAUCGCUUCAAGCGUCCGCCGAUUCUUUGUUAGGCGCUGCAACUCGCUUGGAGAACGACGUCAGAAGAGAGACACAUUACUGGGAACAAGUCUUGUCUGUCAGCGACAAAGGCUGGUCAAUUUCUCGUCUCCCUCGUGAGAAACACAACCUGGGUGUCCGAUUUGGCUUCCUGGAAGCUCUUGGAGAGUUCAGAGAUCGUGGGCUCGCUGCCUUGAGAUCAGACGAAGACGGCAAUGUCCUACUCGACAAGGGCGUUGGAAACAACAGCAAAGUUCUAAGAGUACGCAUUCAGAAAGGUGGCAGUAUUGUUGGCGUCUCACGGAUGCCGGAUGUCUCGACGGAGUCAGAAGCCACUCUCGAAGCACGCAUUCGUCACGCUAGAGACUCAUUGUACGAAGAAGAACUGUUUCAUGAAAUCAUCCGGGAAUCACGAAAUCUGGCAUCGUACGGUGUCGACAUGCGUGAGUCGACUGUCCGUCUUCCGACAAGUUUGACAUCGACUGCUUUAUCAUCCACAUCAGAUGCGCCAGAAGUCUUGAUUGACUUGUUACCUUUGACUGCGGUUGAGACGAAACCUCUUGAUAAGCAGCCAGAAGAUGCGUGGGCCCAAGCUAUCGCUCUGGCCCUUCGCCUGUUCCUUUCCUACACUCACCGCGAGAGAUUGACACGCCGAUCCGAAUUGCCUCCUCCAAUGUCGAGCGCCAGAAAGAAUACACCCGUCGCAAGCAUUAUGAAGCCUGUUCUAACCUUGCUGCAACACCGCUCAAUGCUUGAUGACAUCGGCGCCUAUCUGGAGCGAAUNCAAAAACUUCUCGAUGCUGCGUCCAUUGACACUACAAUCGAGACAGCUGCCUUCGAUCCAGCACUCUUAAGAUCUGCGGAAACGAUAGAAGCGCUCAUGCANAAAAGUCUCACGCCGCUACAUUCGCGGUCGAAGAUAUCACUGAAGCCAGCGCAUCUGUCCGAGGCAAUCGAGUUAGGUAUCGAGCUUCGCACAUCCAUUUCACCACCCUCCUUCGGCAGUGCCAUGUUGGUUACUUCACCGAUAGGUCUAUCACGAGUGGAGAUACCAGAGAUGCAAGAGCUCAAAGACUACUCAAACACAGCGAUUGCCAACGCUUUGGGCUAUGGGAUUGUAAACAAGCUAGUCAACUGGACCCUGAACGAUAGGUGCGGCAUGCUCAACCGAACCAACAGUAACGAUAAGAUCAGUAUUGAGGUUCACGGAAAUGAAAAUGCAGCACAGGACAGUCUUGUGUUACGGACGGCCAGAGAGAGAUUUGAAUGGAAGGUCGAGGAUGAGAUGAAACAAAACGGGUUCUGGGAGACGGUCAAACAGCAGAUCUGGGACGGACCAUGA
Molecule: messenger RNA, 1485 nt
Organism: Aureobasidium musti
Lineage: Eukaryota; Fungi; Ascomycota; Dothideomycetes; Dothideales; Saccotheciaceae
Source: the annotation of a GenBank genome assembly